Messenger RNA from Sorghum bicolor (sorghum), 1628 nucleotides. RefSeq names its product wiskott-Aldrich syndrome protein-like. NCBI's taxonomy places the organism in Eukaryota, Viridiplantae, Streptophyta, Magnoliopsida, Poales, Poaceae. The record is from RefSeq and is a predicted model, not a curated record. The coding region runs from base 309 to 1280 and encodes 323 amino acids. The transcript is spliced from 3 exons.
AGGGUCUGAUUUAGAUCUAAAAAGUUUUUAGAUUUUAUUUGUAUGUAAUUAUUAUCUAACCAUAGACUAACUGGGCUUAAAAAUUUGUCUCAAAAAUUAUAAACAAACUGUGUAAGAGAACUGCUCCGGUACUCCUCUUUUUUAUAAUUUGCACGAAUCUCAAAGCACAUGAUUAAAAUAUUUAAUUAUUUUAUUAUUUUGCAUCUGGGUCCUGCCUGGGCUCAGCCCGUCCAAGCCAAAGCCCCGGUCCAGCCCGUCCAAGCCCAUCCGGAUCACAGGGCAAACACAGGGACGGCCACUAACGGGAGAUGCAAGCGUGCACUGCAGAGCCGCCGCCGAACUCGUUUUUGACGCCAUGCCAGGCGCCGGCCCUCAACGCGUUGUGCCACCGGUGGCAGGAGGCGGCCGGCCGCGGCCUGCUGCGACACCGGCGACUGGAGGACGUUCGCCGUGCCCCGCCACGACAACAGCCGGGGGAGGCGCCGCCCCUCACCCCGUCGCGCCCCGUCGUGACUCCUGCGGCAGGACGCGUCGGUCCUCAGCCCGCCGCGUCAUUGGCCAGGGGAGGCGCUGUCCCUGACCCCAUCGUGCCAUCGGCGGCAGGACGCGGGCGUCCGCGCCCCGCAGCGAUGCCGGCCCCGGGAGGCGCCUGUCCGCGCUCCGCCGCGCCACCGAUGAACGGCGCCAUGCCGCUGGACGGAGGAGGCGUCGGCCCUCGCCCCGUCGCGCCAGCAUCUGCACCGCACGACGUGCCACAGGCUAAGGGAGUUGCCCGCUCGCGCUCGGCCGGGCCACCGGACGGGAUACGCCUAUCCACGACCCGCUCGCGCCAACGAGCCGCUGGUGUCGCUGUGAUCUGGGAGCCUCCAGGUUUGACGGCUGAUCCCCAUUCUCCCCCAAUGCCAAUUCGUUGUGGCGGCAACGGCAUGGAAGUUCGUCGCCAACUAUUGUCUGAUUUUGAGGAAUGCGAGGAUGGUCAGCGCGACGGGUGUGCCAUGGACGGUGCUGCUAGCCCCUUUGAUGAGGCCGAGGCCAUCCACGGCGGUCGAGAGGGCAUGGAAAACAGGGAUAUUGGUGAUACUGGAUGUGAGGAGAAUUUAUUCUUUGAUCUUGGGGCCGGUGAUGAUAGUAAAUCUGAGGAUGGUGAUGAUAGUAGGUUAGAUGAUGCGGACACCUCUAUGAAUACAAGUUGUCCAUUGAAAGGCAACCAUUCUGGUGGUGGCGAGGCCAACUAUGGAAAGGUGACACGUACAAGAAAAUGGAUGAGUUCUGGAGCAUAGCAAAUUAGACUUUUUCAAGUGAAGAUGAGGCAUUCAUAUUAUAUAAUAAUUAUGCAAGGGACAAGGGUUUCAGUGUUAGAAAGGAGAAAGUGAGACGUAGCGAGAAGUCAGGGGCAAUUGUGUUCAGGCGGUUUGUGUGUUGUAGAGAAGGCGAGCGAGAUGAAAAAUGGCUGGACAAGAAGGAGUACAGCCGUAGACCACGAGCCCUAACUCGAAUACUCGAUGUGAUUGCAGAGCAUUACUUGAUAUUAGACUACACAGAUCUCAUGGAGUAUGGUACGUGAAUAAUUUUGUGGAUGAGCAUAACCAUCACCUAGCUAUGCUUGAUCUGUGUCCAUGUAGGGAGCA